AUGGAUGUUGAUGUCGGACCAAAAAUCAAUCUUUCUCAUAAAGAGAUUCGAGUGCUUUUACUUCACGAAUUUCGUUUGGGCCGCAAAGCAACGGAAGCAGCCAACAACAUAUGCAGUACAAUGGGCCAGAGUCUAGUCUCCACUCGUACCGCGCAACGUUGGUUCAAUCAUUUCAAGAAUGGGGAUUCAGAACUCGACGAUUUACCUCGAUCCGGUAGACCGAUGGAACUGGAUAUGGAUCUUUUAAAGCAGCUUAUCAAAGAAGAUCCUCGAUCGACUUUACGGGGUUUAGCAGAGCAGCUUGAGUGUUCUCAUACUACGGUGGAAAAACAUCUGAAAGAAUUAGGCAAGACCUGGAAAUAUGGAGUAUGGAUACCUCGUGAAUUAUCAUCACAUCAACUGCAACAGAGAGUUGAUACUUGUAUGGAUUUAAUCACAUCUCAUCGCAACUAUCAAUGGUUAUCCAAUCUAAUUACUGGCGAUGAGAAGUGGGUGUUGUAUGUUAAUUACACGCGUAGACGUCAGUGGUUGAGCACUUGUCAAACAGGCGUAGCAACACCGAAGACUGAUCCACAUCCUAAGAAGUUGAUGCUGAGUGUCUGGUGGGGUAUUAAAGGAGUUAUUCAUUGGGAACUUCUACCAAAUGGUUACACCAUCACUGCUGAUCUAUACUGUCAACAAUUGGAUCGGGUAGCUGAAAAACUCAAGGGAAGACAGGAUCGAGUUUAUUUUUUACAUGAUAACGCAAGACCACAUAUUGCAAAGUCGACCCGUGAAAAAUUAUUGAAGCUUGGUUGGGCCACCGUUCCUCAUCCGCCUUAUUCUCCAGACUUGGCUCCAACAGACUACCAUUUGUUUCGUUCUCUUUCGAAUGAUCUACGUGAUAAAAAGUUCAAGGACGAGAGCGACGUCAAAACAGAACUUAUCAAAUUCUUUGAUGAAAAAUCCCAAGACUUCUACGAACGCGGGAUCAUGUCUCUACCAGAACGUUGGCGACAAGUGGUAGAUAGCAAUGGUAAAUAUAUAUCUGAAAACUAG
Adineta ricciae is the source of this 1038-nucleotide messenger RNA. NCBI's taxonomy places the organism in Eukaryota, Metazoa, Rotifera, Eurotatoria, Adinetida, Adinetidae. The record is from the annotation of a GenBank genome assembly.